CAGGGGCCGAUCCCUUAACAGUGCACGGGGCUCCGUUCCAGAUCCCUCCCAGGUGCCUCCAUCGCUUAACGCAGCAAGGUACCCGCUGCAUCCCGUUGCAUCCGUUCCGCGCCAGGGCCGCAAUUAUACAGAGAGAUUCGCCAAGUGCGACUGGAGUUUCUCUCAACAUUGGUUCCCCGGUCAGCGGACCGUAAACAUUCUUUUGACCCAACUAAUCUUCUUGGUGCCGUGGGAACCUCGCCAUCACAUGCAGCCAUUACGCGUUCAAAGAAUAUCCUCCGACGUUGACUGCUCCCGCCGACUCACGGGCGACAAAUGGACCGAGACGCGCCUGCGGGUCCGGCCAAACCGGUCCGGUCCCAAAUUCCGGAGGGCGGUGUUGAAGCCGUACAGGGCGGGGGCGACCGGGUCCUUGUGCUCUCGCCGGGGGUGACACUGACCCUUGGCCAGGAUGCUUUGCUCAUGUCUGGCCAGCUUGCCACCAAAUCCAGCCGUUCGUGUAUACCAUGUGCCGGGAUCUCAGGGGCCAGUGGCACACCCGGCAGCAUACCGUAUUACAACAUCCUUUGGGCCGAGAUCGCUGGCGACCACCGGUGGCUCGUGAUCGACUAUGCUGGCCAGACGAGCGCGCAAUCCCUCGAAGUUCGCAGUGCCAAGUUCGCCAUCCCGGAACUUGUUGCUGAGCAGACGCCUGCAGGCGUGGGCGACCAAGUCGCACCGUGGGUUGAUCGACUCUUGGACCGCGUCUACGACGGCUCGGCCCGCCGUAAGCGCGCCUGGGUGUUGGUGAACCCGCAUGCUGGUCCCGGUGGCGCCGAGAAGAUAUGGGAGAAGGAGGUGAAGCCCAUCUUUGAGGCGGCCCGUAUGCCCAUCACCGUAGUCCGCACCGCCUACUCCGGCGAGGCCGUGACCCUAGCUCGCGACUUAAACAUCGAGGACUACGACAUUGCUAUUCCCUGUUCAGGUGACGGCCUGCCACAUGAAGUGUUCAACGGCCUCGCAAAGCGCCCGGAUGCCCGCCGCGCGCUGUCCAAAAUCGCCGUUUGCCAUAUCCCCUGCGGUUCGGGCAACGCCAUGAGCUGCAAUCUCUACGGCACCUACCGGCCAGCCCUAGCGGCCCUAGCCAUCGUCAAGGGUGUACCGACGCCGCUGGACUUGGUCAGUGUCACGCACGGGGGCCAGCGCACUAUUAGCUUCCUCAGCCAGGCGGUGGGAUUGAUUGCAGAGAUUGAUCUAGGCACCGAGUCCAUGCGGUGGAUGGGCGCGACCCGCUUCACCGUCGGUUUCCUCAUGCGGGCCGUUCAGAAAAAGACGUACCCCUGUGACAUUGCCGUCAAGGUUGAGAUCAGUCAUAAGGAUGACGUUAAAAAACACUAUCGGCAACAGGUCGCACAGAGGGAAGUGAGAGCGUCCAAGAAGGCCGAUCAACCGCCAAACGAUGUCGACAAACAGUCCGAGGUCUCGCCUCUUGCCCCUAGCGCUGUCUCCGACGACGAUGGCCUGGGUCUUCCGCCUUUAAAAUACGGCACUGCCGUAGACAAGCUGCCCGAAGGGUGGGAGCUUAUCCCCCAUGAAAAGCUCGGUAGUUUUUACUGUGGUAAUAUGGCUUAUAUGGCACCCGACGCCAAUUUCUUCCCAGCGGCCCUCUCGAAUGACGGUCUCAUGGACCUGAUCACAAAUGAUGGUGAUAUCCCGCUCUUCAAAUCCAUUGGCAUGCAACUAGGCGUCGAGUCCGGUGACUUUUUCGACAACCCGCUCGUGUCUUACCGCAAGAUCUCGGCAUAUCGCAUCAUCCCGCGAAACCAGGAAACGGGUUACAUCAGCAUCGACGGCGAAGCCAUCGACUUUGGGCCCUUCCAGGCCGAGAUUCACCAAGGACUCGGCAUGACUUUAUCCAAGAAGGGCAUCUUCGAGGCGCCAGGUCCUCUCAAUUGGGAUACUGAGACCACUAACGAGCGGCUUUUGGCCUAGAUGUCUUGUUAAGCGGUCGUGGUGCCGUUGUUUUGUCUUGCUUGCUGUUGAUACAAGUACCGAAUAUCCAGUCCGCCUGCCCUAAUGUACUGUGUAUUUUUACUCUCGAAAGUCAGCGCAGUCUCCGUUUUUAGGCGGGAUUUAGAGAGUGGUUGACGGGCAAUUGCGAUGGGAGAGGCAGCGCCUGAGCAACUGGGUGGAUUUGCUCCAAGCAUCUUUAGACAUAAAUAGACCAUCUAUAUUGUAUGAUAAUUG
Molecule: messenger RNA, 2226 nt
Organism: Chaetomium fimeti
Lineage: Eukaryota; Fungi; Ascomycota; Sordariomycetes; Sordariales; Chaetomiaceae
Product: ATP-NAD kinase-like domain-containing protein
Exons: 4
Coding region: 316-1971 (551 amino acids)
Biological process (GO): phosphorylation; sphingosine biosynthetic process
Cellular component (GO): intracellular membrane-bounded organelle; cytoplasm; membrane
Source: RefSeq, a predicted model, not a curated record